Messenger RNA from Diaporthe citri, 1548 nucleotides. RefSeq lists its product as uncharacterized. Gene Ontology annotation, biological process: transmembrane transport; carbohydrate transport. NCBI's taxonomy places the organism in Eukaryota, Fungi, Ascomycota, Sordariomycetes, Diaporthales, Diaporthaceae. The record is from RefSeq and is a predicted model, not a curated record. The transcript has 3 exons. Bases 1 to 1548 code for a protein of 515 amino acids. Gene Ontology annotation, cellular component: membrane. Gene Ontology annotation, molecular function: carbohydrate:proton symporter activity.
AUGUCGACCGACGAGAAGCAGCACAGCCGCAACAACUCGGUCGUUGCGGCUGCCGGCCUGCACACCACCACCGAUGUCGAGCGCAUCGAGGCCCCCGUUACCUGGAAGGCCUACCUCAUCUGCGCCUUUGCCUCGUUCGGUGGUAUCUUCUUUGGUUAUGACUCUGGCUACAUCAACGGUGUUUCUGGCUCCGCAGCCUUCUACAAGGCCGUCGAGGGCUCCGAUGCUACCGCCCUGACCGACUCCAACCUGUCUCUGAUCACCUCCAUCCUGUCUGCCGGUACCUUCUUCGGAGCUCUCAUCGCUGGAGAUGUCGCCGAGUUCAUUGGCCGCAAGUGGACUGUCGUUGCCGGUUGUCUCAUCUACAUCCUCGGUGUCGUCGUCCAGGUCGCCACCACGCCCAACUCUUCUGCCCUCGGAACAAUCGUUGCUGGUCGUCUGAUUGCUGGUCUUGGUGUCGGUUUCGAGUCUGCCAUCGUCAUCUUGUACAUGUCUGAGAUUUGCCCCCGCAAAGUCCGUGGCGCUCUGGUCGCUGGCUACCAAUUCUGCAUCACUAUUGGUCUGCUGCUUGCCGCCUGCGUCGUCUACGGUUCUCAGCACUACGGAGACACCCGGGCUUACCGCAUCCCCAUUGGCAUUCAGUUCCCCUGGGGUGUCAUCCUCGGCGUUGGUCUGAUGUUCCUGCCCGACUCGCCCCGGUACUUCGUCAAGCGUGGCCGCCUCGACCGCGCUACCGACUCCCUGUCCCGCCUCCGUGGCCAGCCCGCCGAUUCCGAGUACAUCCAGGUCGAGCUUGCCGAGAUUGUCGCCAACGAGGAGUACGAGCGUCAGCUCAUCCCCAACACCACCUGGUUCGGUUCCUGGGCAAACUGCUUCAAGGGCUCCCUGUGGACCGGAAAGUCCAACCUGCGUCGCACCAUUCUCGGUACCUCCCUGCAGAUGAUGCAGCAGUGGACCGGUGUCAACUUCAUCUUCUACUACUCUACGCCUUCCUCCAGUCCACUGUUCCUCGUCGCCAUCAUUGGUGUCACGGUCGGUUUCAACCACACCCACCCAGACCCCUCGGACCCCGACGCCUCGAUCGCCGACAACAUCCCCGCCGUGAACGCCCAGAUUGCCUUCAUCGCCAUCUUCAUCUUCUUCUUCGCUUCCACAUGGGGCCCCGGCGCCUGGAUCCUGAUCGGCGAGAUCUUCCCCUUGCCCAUCCGCUCCCGUGGUGUCGCCCUGUCCACCGCCUCCAACUGGCUGUGGAACACCAUCAUCGCCGUCAUCACCCCCUACAUGGUCGGUGAGACGCACGGCAACCUAAAGUCGAGCGUCUUCUUCGUGUGGGGUGGUCUCUGCACCUGCGCCUUCGUCUACUCCUACUUCCUCGUGCCCGAGACCAAGGGUCUGUCGCUGGAGCAGGUCGACCGCAUGAUGGAGGAGACGACCCCCCGUACUUCCGCUGGCUGGAAGCCCACCACCACCUUCGCCGGUGGCCUGGAGCCCGGCGUGUCGGACAAGGGUCUUGUCGAGGCCGCCGAGCACCGCAGCUCGGCCGUCUAA